This is a messenger RNA of Symbiodinium necroappetens, 463 nucleotides long. The record is from the annotation of a GenBank genome assembly. NCBI's taxonomy places the organism in Eukaryota, Dinophyceae, Suessiales, Symbiodiniaceae.
GCUCUUCUCGCACUUUCUCUGGGCGAACUUCACGGCCGCCCUGGCAAAGCCCGGCGGAGUGAUGGCAGACGAGACGACCUCGAGCUUCCAGCCGGUCAGCAACCGGAGCUGGCUUCCGCUGCAUGAGAACAGCGAGGUAGCAACGAGAAGGCGCCUCCUCAUUGCUCACCUUCAGGAGCACACGGCCCUCUUCCUGCGGUGGCAGGAGCCUAUCGAGGGAAAGCUCGCUUUCGUAAACAGCACAGGCUCUGUGGAGGUCACUUUCCGCCUCUACGACAACCUGAGCUUGCUUGGGGUUGAUUACUACAAUGCAGCCUCAGGAAAAUCUGUCCACUUGGACCUUGACCUCCCCGAUUCGGAGUAUUUCCUCGCCGAGCUGCUGGGCCUCGCCUCACAGCUUCUGGUGGAUGAGCAGGGCCGGCCCUUGUCAGCAGAGCUCGCCCAGGAACAGCACGAGGCUUGA